Messenger RNA from Glycine soja, 1102 nucleotides. RefSeq names its product heavy metal-associated isoprenylated plant protein 39-like. The coding region runs from base 190 to 654 and encodes 154 amino acids. The record is from RefSeq and is a predicted model, not a curated record. NCBI's taxonomy places the organism in Eukaryota, Viridiplantae, Streptophyta, Magnoliopsida, Fabales, Fabaceae. Gene Ontology annotation, molecular function: metal ion binding. The transcript is spliced from 3 exons.
ACUUUAUGCCUUCUACUUUUUUUCCUUUAUUCUUUUCACAUCCUCUGUUUUUGCUCAUGAUUCAAAGAUCUGGGGUACCCUUAAAUGAAUUUUGACAUUCCCUUCAUCAGAAUCCUUGUUUUGGAUUUAAUUUGGACAUAUGUGGCCAUAUGUGGGAUGGUUUAGAUCACCUGUUUUCCAAUAUAUAAUAUGCUUUUGAAGUUUGUACUCAAGUUAGAUUUGCAUGAUGACAAGGAUAAGCAGAAGGCCUUGAAAACAGUUUCAACUCUUUCAGGAAUUGAUGCCAUCGCCAUGGAUAUGAAAGAGAAGAAAUUAACAGUGAUUGGAACAGUUGAUCCGGUAACUGUGGUGAGCAAAUUGCGCAAAAACUGGAAGGCAGACAUAGUAGCAGUUGGACCAGUGAAGGAGCCUGAGAAGAAAGAGGAUCCCAAGAAAGUAGAGGCAAAGAAAGAGGGAGAAAAGAAAGAGGAGGGAAAGAAGGAAGAAGGGAAGAAAGAAGAGAAGAAAGAGGAUGAGAAGAAGAAAGAUCCACCCCCAGUCCCAGAUCCUGUUUUGGAAUGGGUCAAGGCUUAUAGGGCAUAUAACCCCUACAUGACCACACACUACUAUGCUCCAAGCAUGGAAGAGAAUCCCAAUGCCUGUGUCAUUUGUUAAACCACAAAACUUUGAUUUAGUUUUAUGGGUAUUUUUGGUGUUAUUCUUCGAUUAGAAUUAUAGUUCAUCUUGAUAAUCUGCAUGUAAACAUUUAUAAUGUAGAUUACCGUGACAGAACUUUACUUCUGAUCGAAUAACAAUGUCAAAAGCAUCUAAAGAUAUCUAUGUAAGUUUUGUUCGGUGUUUAAUAGUAAGUUGUCCAAACACAAGGGAAGGACAUACUUUUUCAACAUGGUAAUGGAUUCAAUUCUUUCACUCCCAUAAGAGCCAUCAGCCAAAAGUAUAGGAACUCCUUGUAUAUAAUAUGGUGAUGUCUUGUUGAGUUAUUAUUGAGAUAUUUUCAAUGUGUAGAGAAGAAGGAAUAAAUUUUUUGGGAUGUAAGUUAAUCAUACUUUUAUUCUGUAAUAUAUAGUUGUUUUAUGAAUGCAUGUAUCAUACUUUUAUGCUU